Messenger RNA from Oryzias melastigma (Indian medaka), 1225 nucleotides. RefSeq lists its product as uncharacterized. Bases 85 to 1038 code for a protein of 317 amino acids. Lineage: Eukaryota; Metazoa; Chordata; Actinopteri; Beloniformes; Adrianichthyidae. The transcript is spliced from 12 exons. The record is from RefSeq and is a predicted model, not a curated record. Gene Ontology annotation, biological process: vesicle cytoskeletal trafficking. Gene Ontology annotation, cellular component: early endosome. Gene Ontology annotation, molecular function: protein binding.
GCCUCAAGGAACCAAUCACAGCUCUGCUCAUACCGGAACUUCCGGGUUUAGCUUGUUUGGUUUAGCUAGCUGUUUACAUACGACAUGGCUGCAGAAAGCGACUUUCUGGCGAGAUAUCGCGCUGUGUCUAAUAAACUAAAGAAACGUUUUCUUCGAAAGCCAAAUGUUGCGGAGGCGAGUGAGCAGUUUGGCCAGUUGGCAAAAGAGCUGAAGCAGCAGGAUUGCCUUCAAUAUGCUGCCUUCUGUAACCUGGCUAUGGCUCGGUGUGAGCAGACUCUCUUUAAUGCUCCCGGAGAGGCUCUGGCCUUAACUGAAGCCGCCCGCCUCUUCCUCACGUCCGAGAAGGAGAACCGAGCCCUGCAGGCCCCGGGCUUCGACGAACACCUCCAAGCCGCUCUCAACUGCUACAGCUUUGCCACAAAGGUGUACAUUGAGAUGAACCAGCCGGUGAUGGCAGCCAGCCUGUGUCUAGAACUUGGCAACGCGCUCAAGGAAAUGAAUAGACCAGGAGAAGCCAUUGUUUACUAUCAGCGAGCAGCAGAGUUGCAGACGCAGUCGCCCAUCGAAGCUCUGCUGUCAAUGGGGGAGAUGGCCUCCUGUAAAAUCCUAACUCGCGACUAUGACGGGGCUUUGUCCGUCUUCACUGAGAUGCAACUCCUGUGUCAGGAGAAAGGACUCCAACUCCCAGGAUCCUCCACUCCCGUCGGUGCUUUCUUGGACAUUGUGGCUAAAUGUGAAAUAUCCAGAGUUCUACUGCUGAUGCUACUUGAGCCCCCGCCACAGAAGCUGCUGCCGGAGCACGCUCAGACGUUGGAGAGAUACGCCUGGGAGUCUUUUGACCCUCACAGUCAAGUGUCGUUCCUGCCUGAGAACGUCUUCCUGCUCCUGCAGUCUGUGGUGAUGGCGUGUCAGGAGAAGGACACCGAGUCUCUGAAGUCUCUUCAAACUGAACUUUGGCCCUUUCUGACAGCUGAGCAGAACCACCUUCUCCACCUAGUGGUGCAGGAGCGAAUUACACCGUCUGGUCAAGGCAUUUAGGCCGGCACAGCUUCCUCUGGGAACGAUAUAUAACGGAACAUUCCUGCCUCUGACUGGGUCUGUUUUAGGGCCCGUUUUCUGCUGUGGAGAACGGUGUUUAUUUAAAAGGUUUUCGCAUUUGUGUUUCUCUUUAAGUGUAUUUGAUGUUUAUCGUUAAGUAAAGAAUAAAGAGGUCGAUGUGAUUGCU